GGCCAAUGAAUCUCUCAGCUGCCCAAAAUGUAAGCUUUGGAAGUGGGUGAGGGUUAUAGAAACUUUGGGUUUAUCAAAACCCAAAACAAUCUAACCAGCCUAAAACUAGGCCCAAACAAAAUUUCAAGUCGAAACGGAAGCAGUAGAGAUCGCCACGUGGAGCAUACAAAAUCCUCCAACUGUGUUCGUGGCUGAUAUUGUUGCCGACCCCGCAAUGAACAUAUCCAAAAUCCGCCGUUGCCAGGUCUCGUUUCUUGGAGCUUAUCUUUAAUAUCCUUAGAAUUCUGAUUUCCCAAAAUAAGAAAAAAAUGUUAAUAGCUCCUUCGCUCUCUCGUCUUCACUCUCCAUUUCUCUGCUGUCCACUCAAGCUCUCCACUCCAUCAUUGCCCUUCAAAUGUGGAAGAACCCAACGGUCGCCAGCGUGUUAUCCAUGCAUCAGAGCCGUUGAUCUUGAUCAGAACACAAUAGUAGCAGUGUCGGUUGGGCUUGUCAGCAUAGCGGUUGGGAUUGGCAUUCCAGUCUUCUACGAGUCCCAAAUCGAUAAUGCUGCAAAUCGAGAAAAUACCCAACCCUGCUUCCCUUGCAAUGGCACCGGUGCCCAGAGGUGUAGAUUUUGCAUGGGAAAUGGGACGAUAGGUGUAGAGCUUGGUGGGGAUGAGAAAGAAGUUUCGAAAUGCAUUAACUGUGAAGGCGUUGGUUCUUUAACAUGCACUACUUGCCAAGGUAGUGGGAUUCAACCUCGGUAUCUCGAUCGCAGGGAAUUUAAAGAUGAUGACUGAAGUCCUACAAGACAGAAGGGCAAUGAUUUUGGACUUGAUUCGCUUGGUGAUCAACAUAAAUUGGAUAAAUUCCGGAAAAAGAACCUUAUAUUGUAAAAUCCUUUUCUAUUUAUCGUACAUUUUUUUUCUCAUUCUAUUUUAUUACAUUUUCAACUUUUUGAUGUACUUAAAUAGUGGAACAACUUGCUAGUUUUGGACGAGGGAUAAUUGUUUUCACAGUGAGGGGAUUGUUGACCAAAGAAUUAUGAUUGGUGAGUGUCUCAAUCAAUGUUGUUCGUGGUAUUGGAUGAUUAAAGAAACAAUGUGCCGAGUG
Molecule: messenger RNA, 1092 nt
Organism: Durio zibethinus
Lineage: Eukaryota; Viridiplantae; Streptophyta; Magnoliopsida; Malvales; Malvaceae
Product: protein SPA, chloroplastic-like
Biological process (GO): photosystem II repair
Cellular component (GO): chloroplast
Molecular function (GO): protein disulfide isomerase activity
Source: RefSeq, a predicted model, not a curated record